Molecule: messenger RNA, 2436 nt
Organism: Fimicolochytrium jonesii
Lineage: Eukaryota; Fungi; Chytridiomycota; Chytridiomycetes; Spizellomycetales; Powellomycetaceae
Product: ribonucleotide reductase
Exons: 8
Coding region: 1-2436 (811 amino acids)
Biological process (GO): deoxyribonucleotide biosynthetic process; DNA replication
Cellular component (GO): ribonucleoside-diphosphate reductase complex
Molecular function (GO): ribonucleoside-diphosphate reductase activity, thioredoxin disulfide as acceptor; ATP binding
Source: RefSeq, a predicted model, not a curated record
AUGUUCGUUUUCAAGAGAGAUGGUCGCCCCGAACGCGUGGCCUUCGACAAGAUCACGGCGAGGUUACAGAAGCUGUGCUAUGGAUUGGACAUGAACUUCGUCGACCCUGUGGAAGUCUCGCAAAAGGUCGUCACCGGUGUGUAUCAAGGAGUGACCACAGUAGAGCUGGACAACCUGGCUGCGGAAACGGCCGCAUACCUCACGACAAAACACCCAGACUAUGCUAUUCUCGCCGCCCGUAUUGCCGUUUCCAACCUUCACAAGGAAACCAAGAAACAGUUCACCGACGUUAUGGAAGACCUGUACAAGUACGUCAACCCGAAAACCGGCAAGAACGCUUCCAUGAUCUCCGAAAACACAUACAAGGCCAUCAUGAAAAAUGCCGACCGGUUGAACUCGGCUAUCAUCUACGACCGUGAUUUCAAUUACAACUUUUUUGGUUUCAAGACACUGGAGCGCUCUUACUUGUUGCGCAUCGACGGCAAGGUUGCUGAGCGCCCACAACACAUGCUCAUGCGUGUCGCUGUUGGAAUACAUGGCGAAGACCUCGACGCUGUCAUCGAAACUUACGACUACAUGUCCGAAAAGUACUUCACACAUGCCUCCCCAACGCUGUUCAACGCUGGUACACCGCGGCCGCAGCUCUCCAGUUGCUUCUUGCUCACCAUGAAAGACGAUUCCAUUGAAGGAAUCUACGAUACCCUCAAGACGUGCGCUAUGAUCUCCAAGACGGCCGGCGGGAUUGGUCUCAACAUUCACAAGAUUCGUGCGCUCGGUUCCUACAUUGCGGGUACCAACGGACACUCGAACGGAAUUGUACCCAUGCUUCGUGUUUUUAACAACACGGCACGGUAUGUCGAUCAAGGCGGUAACAAAAGGCCUGGAGCUUUCGCCAUCUACCUGGAACCAUGGCACUCGGACGUGUUCGAGUUUUUGGAUUUGAAAAAGAACACUGGCAAGGAGGAGAACCGCGCACGUGAGCUCUUCUACGCGCUGUGGAUCUCGGACCUGUUCAUGCAACGUGUCGAGCAGAACGGCGACUGGAGCUUGUUCUGUCCUGCUGAGGCACCUGGUCUGGAGGAAGUUUAUGGCGAGGAGUUCACCAAGCUGUAUGAAAAGUACGAAAAGGAAGGUCGCGCCCGCAAGACGAUCAAGGCUCAGAAGCUUUGGUACGCGAUCCUCGAGUCUCAAAUCGAGACCGGCACACCUUUCAUGCUCUACAAGGACGCGUGCAACCAGAAGUCCAACCAGAAGAACCUGGGAACGAUCAAGUGCAGUAACCUCUGUACCGAGAUCGUCCAAUACUCCUCGCCCGAGGAAGUCGCCGUGUGUAACCUCGCCUCCGUUUCGCUGCCCAACUUUGUCAUCAAGCAAGAUGGCGUACCCAUGUUCGAUUUCAAGAAGCUACACGAGGUCAUCAAGGUCAUGACAAAGAACCUGAACGUCAUCAUCGACAUCAACUACUACCCAGUCGAAGAAGCCCGUCGCUCCAACUUCCGCCACAGGCCCAUCGGCCUCGGUGUACAAGGUCUUGCCGACGCGUUCAUCAAGAUGCGCUUUGCAUUCGACUCACGGGAGGCUGGACAGCUGAACAAGGACAUCUUUGAAACCAUCUACUUUGCCGCUCUUGAGGCGUCAUGCGAGUUGGCAGAAAAGCUUGGCGCAUAUGAGACCUACGAGGGCUCACCUGUCAGCAAAGGACAGCUGCAACCCGACAUGUGGGGUGUUAAGCCCUCAGAUCGAUGGGACUGGGCAGAACUCCGCGCGAAGAUUGCCAAGCACGGUGUCCGCAACAGCUUGCUCGUCGCGCCCAUGCCCACUGCCUCCACAUCGCAGAUCCUCGGCAACAACGAGUGCUUCGAGCCAUACACCAGCAACAUCUACACCCGGCGAGUUCUGAGUGGUGAAUUCCAGAUUGUGAACCACCACUUGCUGAAGGACCUGACCGAGCUGAAUCUGUGGAACGAUGACAUGAAGAACCGCAUCAUUGGGGACAAUGGCUCAAUCCAAAAAAUCCAGCAGAUUCCUCAGGAGUUGAAGGACAUCUACAAGACUGUGUGGGAGCUGUCGCAGAAAGUGAUCAUCGACAUGGCCGCCGACCGUGGCGCGUUCAUCGAUCAAUCCCAGUCCCUCAAUAUCCACCUCGCCGCACCCAACUUUGCCAAGCUGACAAGCAUGCACUUCUACGGCUGGAAGAAGGGUCUCAAGACCGGUCUGUACUACCUCCGCACCCGCCCAGCAGCCGACGCGAUCCAGUUCACCGUCGACCAGCAAAAGCUCGCAAAAUCCAAAGCCAACGGCGCCAAGCUCUCCGUCGCAUCAUCGUCGGCAGAAGACGAGGAGCUGAGGAGACUGCAGCAGGAGGAAGAGGAUAAUCUCGCCGCUAUGGCGUGCUCGCUGGAUAACAAGGAUGCGUGUGUUAUGUGUUCAGGAUAG